This is a messenger RNA of Durio zibethinus, 1089 nucleotides long. The record is from RefSeq and is a predicted model, not a curated record. NCBI's taxonomy places the organism in Eukaryota, Viridiplantae, Streptophyta, Magnoliopsida, Malvales, Malvaceae.
AGCUCACUAUCACGAGGCUAAAACUCAUGUCUAUGAGUCAAAAGUUUCUUCUAUCAUUGCCUUACUUUUCACUUUCACCAUCACUGGCUAAAAGCGUCAAGCUUCCUUUACUUUUUGUUGAAACUUGCUAACGGAGGAAGAAAAUGGAGAUCACCAAACUAAAGCCUGAAUAUGAUCGAACAAGUGAAUUGAAAGCUUUAGAUGAAACAAAAGCUGGUGUUAAAGGACUUGUUGAUGCUGGAGUUAAAGAGGUUCCUUGGAUAUUCCACCAACUUCCAGACCAGUUUGAGAAGAACUCAGUUUCAGGUGGCAUCCAGGUUAGUAUUCCUGUUAUAGACCUUGAGGGAGUGAAGAAAGAUCCAGGUGCUCGUCAGAAGAUUGUUGAGAAAGUUCGGAAUGCAUCAAGAUCAUGGGGAUUCUUCCAAGUUGUGAACCAUGGAAUUCCUCUGAGUGUCCUGGAGGAGAUGAAGGAUGGCGUACGAAGGUUUUUUGAGCAAGAUUUGGAGAUGAAAAAGCAGUUCUACACUCGGGAUUAUACCAAAGGGGUGGCCUACAAUUGCAAUUUUGAUCUGUAUAGUUCACCAGCAGCCAACUGGAAAGAUACACUUUAUAGCUUAAUGGCUCCCAAUCCUCCCGUGCCAGAAGAGUUACCGGAGGUAUCCAGAGACAUAAUGAUGGAGUACUCAAAGCAAGUAAUGCAUUUGGGUUAUUUUUUGUUUGAGUUACUGUCUGAGGCUCUAGGGUUGCAGCCUGAUCAUUUGAAAGACAUGGAUUGUGCUAAAGGGCUGACUAUGCUGUCACAUUAUUACCCCGCAUGUCCACAGCCAGAACUCACUCUGGGUGCAACCAAGCACUCUGACGAUGACUUCCUCACGGUGCUUCUGCAAGACCAUUUUGGUGGCCUCCAAGUUCUUCAUGACAACCAAUGGGUUGAUAUCCCCCCAACUCCUGGAGCCCUAGUGAUUAACAUCGGAGAUCUUCUAAAGGCAAGCCUUUAUUCUUUAUUUUUGUUAGUUUUAUUUAGAUAUGACAAUCCGUCAAGGAGAAACAGAGGAGGCACCGCAGAGAGAAAAAAGUAAAGCUAGAAAA